AAACAGGUGAAUCCUGGAGCAGAGUUGGAAAGUGACCGAUACCUGAUAACUGUAGAAGAAAAACUGCAGCAUUCAGUUGACAGCAGCCAGGAAGCUGCUAAAAAAUUUCAGGAAGAGAGACAAGAGUCGAACAGUGUUGUCCACCAACCAGGCAAGAGGAAAAGACAGGUAUUGAAUAUGAUCCAUCUAAACAGUCUGCUUUUAUUAUCUUUAUGAAUGUGACCAUGAUAGGAAGAAAAGCAUUACAUUUUUGUUUCACACAAGAGUAAGUUGCAUUCCUAGGAGAUAUGGUAACCUGGUUCUGGUUGCUUGAAGGGCAAAUUGUGUUAUCCUCAUGAUAAACCUCUCUCUGGUGGAUAGUGCUGCAUGUAUUGCUACACUUAUCUGCUGGAAAACCAUUUAUCUGUUGGAAGGUGUUAUCUGCCCCUUCGAACAACUGAGCACUGGCAGUAAGUACAUGGCUCUUGGGACCAAGCAUUGACUUGGCUUGAGUCUUGGCCAGUCAAUGUGUUGUACUAUUGUGCAAAAGGCUUGACUUUAUCAGCAGAGUGUCAGGGAAACCUGGUAAAAUGCUGAGGGUAAACCUGAAUUGGACAGGCCUAUCACUCAGUGGGAAGCAGCAUUUAAUAUCACUAGUUGCAUCCUAGUCAUGUAAGCUUUGGUUUAGGAAGAAAGUGUGGGAGGAUGGGCACUUUUAUUUCACUCAACAUUCUCUACUCUAUGAAUGGGCAUUUGUCAUCACAAGUUUGGUGUUUUUGUUCACUCCAGAGUUUCCAGCCACCAUUUGGUAAUCAAACCAAUCAAUCUCGUCCUACUGAGCCAGACAUGAAAAAGGUAAAGACACAUUAUUGUACAUUAACUUUCUUCCCAUUCACACCAGCAUAACAGGUUUAGUUGACUGAAAAACUGAAUUUUCUAUAAGAAUUAAGUAGUCACUAGCUUGUAUUUUCAAUGUAUUGAAAAUACAAGUUAUUUAUGUAGGUGCUAAAUUGGAAGUCGACAAAGAUCGCUUUAAGUAGCUUCUAUGAAGAAAACAAAUUUAAACUGUGUUUCACGAAAACGGUUUGAAACAUGUUUAAGCUUUGGUUUGAAUGGGUGUAAGCUAUCUUCCUGCUAGAGCUCAUUUAUUCAAGAGCCCUGCUUCACGAGACGAACUAAGCUGAUAAGAGUGACUACAAGUUUCGACACGCGGUCUCAAACCAAAGAUUUAAAUCAAUCAGUCAAUCAUUCAAAACGGUACUGACCUGGUAGUAAAUUCGAUAUUGCAACAGUAGGAUCUGAAUGUAAUCAGGGAAGUUAAAUAUUUUAUACAAAAUUUGCCAUUUCUUUUUUAGUUGGCUUUUAUUAGUUAAUUAAUGAAUUAUUUAAUGUUAAAUGUGGCUGUUUUUUUCUAAACAGCGGCUAAAAUUUGUUACAUAACGGCCCACAAUAUUUGAUAGCAGGCAAAAUUUUUUUUGACCGCGGUUUUUUGUUUACUCGUCUUUCACCUAUUUCCUAUUUGAUGUUUUCUUUGCCCAUGAAGGCAGUUUCCUACUUAUUCAGAUACCGCAUUUUAACUGUUUCUCUACGAAAUAACCCUACAUUUCUCUUUCAGCCAAGAGAGGAAAAUCCAAUCCCGCGUCAUAAUAGGUUCACCAUGAACAGACCUCCGAGUAAAAUGGAAUUUUUCAACAUGUACAGUUCUAAUUCAAACAAACGAGAACAACAUCUACAAGCCAUCCAAAGAGAAGAACGGCAGCAUGGGAUGCAAACAGUUCUUCAGGCGUCAAACAAAGAACAAAAAUCUUUCUUAGGGAUAGAAGAACAACACGAUCAAAGAGUUCCUACCAAUAUGGCAGCUCGGAGACAACGUACUGGAAAAGAGAAUUCACGCAUCUUCAGAGGAACCACAAGUGGUAACCUUCACUUACAAACUCAAAAUGAGCGCGUUCGGGACAGUAAACGAAAUGCUACCCAGAUUCUCGCCCUCUUUUCAUCCUGUAAGGAUAUCCCUCCACCAAAAAUGCCGUUCCGUAAAGAAAACGCACAGACGAAUGAUGUAAAUAUUGUGAGGGGUAUUACACUUAGCGAGCGGAAUGAUGGUAAAGGUGAUGCGAUACGUGAUAUGGACGAUUUAGAAAACUAUUCCCAGGCAAAAAGAAUUUCUACCUUUUCAGAUGUGCCGCAGACAAAAUUAGACAAUGAUUCUUCCGAGGGAGAAUUGGGAUGGAACCAAGAUUUUAGUGACUCGUUUGAUUUGUCGCCAGAUUCUUUCGCGGCUUGUUCGGAUGAGAGGAAAGCGGGAGCUGCUGUCAGUGAUCUCUUUGAUUUUAAUGGAGGAGUUACAAGCUGCGAAACUGGCUCACAAGAGCCUGUGUCGAGCAAACAACAUUGCGCUUCAGUAAGGAGAACUGAGGUUUGGUGUGAGAAUGAUUCUGAGUCCAUCUCACCCGUUGUGAGACUCCUCAAUGAUGGAGAAAGAGAUGUCAUAGGAGAUGAAUACUGCAUUGCCGUUGGUUUGAAAGGAAGAAGCGCUGAGUAUUGUGACUUGUUAGGGGAGGAACAUCAAGAGAGCUGUGGAAAUUUACAGAGCCCUAAUGAAGCUGCCAUACACAAUCCGUGUUCUGUAUUACACUCGUCCCAAUCUCCAAGUCUCUUUUCAACCUGUCCAUCAGAUCCUCACGAGUCUGGAGACGAGAAGAUGGAUACUUCAAAUUGUGCUGAAGGAAGAUUGGAUUUUCUGAAGGGCAUCCACCAAAGACACGGUUUUUUAGAGGAGAAGUCUUCUUCAGAAAGACGUUCGCACAAUUCAGGAUCUUGUAUGAACUCAAAUCAGUUUUCCAACCAUCCUGGGUCUUUGUUUGCAUAUGCUGCUCUGCAAACUGAUCAAGACGACAACCUCAGAAUUCCAUCCUUCUCAAACUUGCACAAAAGGGAGAUAUUACGGCGUGUAGAGCGAUGCAACCAGAUAUUCGGACAAAAAAGUAUAGGUGAUCGAGAGGAGAAUUUCAUGGAGCGCCUUGAGGCAUCACCCGAAUUCUACCCAGCAGAAAUUAUGAAAACGAAUGACUGGAACCUUGCACCUGAAACGCCAACUAAAAUUAUUCUUAACAAUAGCCGAACGGUGAGUUCCUUUAACCCUUUAACCGCUGAGAGUGACUGGCAUCUAAUUUCUCCUCACAAUAUCACCCAUGAAUCACACAUUAAGGUCAUGAGAACAAAGGAAUUGAUCACCAACGAAAGAAGCUCUUUAUAAUUAAACAAAUUCUUCUUGUUAGCGCCUUAGGAAAUGUAUAGAGAACAGUAUGGAAAAUAUGCGGAUCAAUAUCAGUAUCUGAGCAACUGUCCACCUACCCCUCCCCUAACCCAACAUUAACCCUAACUUGUAGUCAAUUGACUGUUGUUGAAUUAGGGGAGGGGUAGGUGGGCAGUUGCCCAGAUACUGAUAUUAGGGUGUAAAGGGUUAAUGAUAAUAACAUUCACCUCAGAUAAAAUAAUAUUUUAAGUGGAGGUGUCAUUUCGAUACUUGCUCUGCAUAUUUGGUGGGAAGAGCCACUCACCGAGAAAUGCAAGUUCUUGGUCGCAGGACAAAUUAUGGGGGUAGGGGGUGGGGGUGGAAUGGGAGGGACCUCAUGGUACGUGAAUUUCUUCGAUCACCUUUAGCUUGCAGAAGUAUUUAUGGAAAAAUGUUUUUUACUAGUGUUUGCUCUCGUUAAGGAAAGUAAACAAGGUCAAGACAAGAUAAUUUUACUCUUGAUUGUCAUUCUCCACCCCUCCCCCCUUUCCGUUUUUUUUUCUUUUCGAAUUUCUGCUAGUAUUUUUUUUUUAUUUUUAUUAAGUGUUGUAAAACCAAAAACAAAAAUAACCAAUCAGAGAAAAGGAAAAUAUCACAUGGGGCCGAUGAGAACUCAACGUAAAAUCAAGAAAACCGCCUGAGGUGCGGGAAAACGCGGGCAACCGAGUCGCGACUAGUUUUGAAUCUGAUUGUUUGAGGGAGUCCUGCGAGGUUAUGGAACAAUGACGGAGCGGAGUAAAGCAAAACCAAAGCAAUACUGAAUCACAUUUGACAUUCAAUUGAAAGUUUUUUUGUGUAACAUUAUCGAUACUGUGUUUGACUUUCGUAAGGUCACUGGAGGAGAUGGUCACUCGUGGAAAGGUUCAGUGGUAAGCGACACUGCAAAGAGAGUGUCGGUGCAAAGACAAGAUCUCUACAGUCAGCCAAGAAAUGGUAAAUGGAAGUUUGAUUUUUCACGGCACGCUCAUUUGCCACGCGUUUACUUUGCCAACGAUCUCAGAAGACCUUAAAACACUGGCCAGCGGUUUGUGCCGUAGUUUUCAGUCUCGAUACAAGCUGGUGUCACUUAUAGUCUUUUACACUGAAGGAACAGGAACAGGGUAGCACAGAGUUAAGUUUGCUAAUUUUGAUUGUUUUUCCUCCAGGGGAGAAAAGAGCUUCUACUUCAGAUUUCAACCGGAUUGACUCGAUUCCGUCUGUUGACCCAGUGCCUCGACUGACUACUCAAGGAUUUGACACAAGUGAAAGUAUUGCAUUUUCUUCCAUGGAGGGAUUUGUAGGGAUCACUCCGAAACUACAAAAAUUACCUGAAUCUAUUCAACGUGUUCCUCAACUGGUAUGGAUUAUUUUACUUCAAGUUUGAUUAUUAAGCUUAUUUGUUUGCAAGAUUGCGGUAGAAAAAUUGAAUACUCUCACACUCUUGAAUCGGAUCAAUAGUUUUAAAAACAGUGUUCUCUUCUGGCAAUGAAACGAAUGCUAGAUUUAAACUAAUAAUAACGGGAGAGAUCAGUGCAUAGAUGACAGAUUGAGCAAAUCUUGCCGAAGGGUCGUGCAGGAAGUAGAGGGACUCUGAAACCCUACAAUUAUCGCAUGAAUCUAUCUUGCUCAUUGAUUGUCGAUACAUGCCAUUGCGUUGCGCGUCUCAUGAAAUCCUAACAACUUCAUGGUGUAACAAUGCUUGGAAACCGAUGUAACAAGACACGAGUUGCUGAGUGUCAUUUUCUUUCGCCCAUCGCCAAUAGUGUGAAGCCCUAAUGAUUUCUUCUCGAAGAAAACGCUAUGUGUGUAUCGACGGUCAGUUAUCAAGAUCGAGCCAUGCUACAACUUUACAAGAAAGUUACAAUUAAAGAAGAAUUUCCUGUUUCCUGACGGUGUUCGUUUUCACUUUACAGCCAAGACGAAAAUGUCCAUUUAUUACCAUGCCGCCUAGUGAUCACAGUCCGCCGCGGACGGUUUUUCCAAGCACGAAUGAAUACCUUCAUACAAUGACUGAGCCAAUUUUAACGGAAUUUCCUGAAGUUUGUCGCCAAACAACUAAACCAGGUGGUACACGCGGACAAGCACCACACCAGGGGGGGAAAGGGCAACCGGACGAUAUGAACUUGGAAAACUUUCCCGAGAAAAGACGAGAUACAACGCAUUCUGUAAAACUUGGCUCUUGUCGACGUAUAGGUUUAAGGAGGGUGGGGUUAGGAUCUUCAUGUGACACCUCAAGUGGUCAAGAUUUGUUGUCUCAGGCAAGAACACCACCAAGUCAGACUAAGGAGCGAUUCAGACCUCCUACUACACCAGUUUUUAUUGCUAAAAGUUCAUCUGGAGACGUAAGUGGGGCCUAAUGACAUUGAAGAAAUAUUUAAAGGGACUCGCACUGUGGAGAAAAAGGGGAAAAAUAUUAUAGUAUGCUGAUCAGAGAGAGGGUUGGUUAAGGUAUUUGUUACUGUUGUUAUUGUCGUUGUUGUGCCCUAAGGUAAUUGUACAUUGUCAUCUCUCGAAAUAGCGCAACAUGGCUGGUGAAUUGUCUUUUCCAUCAUCCGAACAUUGUAAUGGUAGUGUCACGCCGACUCGACAUGUGACUGUCCCUGUUACAUUCGACAAUGUCACGCAGUAUAAGCAAGUCUUCAAAGCGGCUUUGAGAGGUAACGGGACACCUUUGUGAUUUCACUUGUAAUUAGUCAUGGUACAGAAUGAAUAACUUUAGAAAGAGAGAGACCAUAUAUGCAGGAUUUUGUGUGAUUCUUUGUUUUUCUCAUUAAAAUAGAUAGAUUCAAUAUAAUCGAACCUCGUGCCGAUCAUGUAUGUUUUAUUUAUGUACGUGACUGAAAGUCAGGGUGCAUUCGAACUUCGUUUAUCACCGCACCAGCAGAGACUCUUGCCUACUGCGUUUUGCACAUGAAAAAAUAAACAAAGGAAAAAGUUAACUGGAAAAAAGCUGCAACUGUAGAAAAAGCAACAAACAAGCAAACGAAAAUAUAUAGUUACAGGUACACAUCUCAUUCAUAUGAGGUUUGUUAAUUAGUUUUGAAUAACUAAUAAAAUUAUUAUUUUGAUAAACAAAUAGAGCACCUGAACAUAGUUUUGUUUGAGCUGGCCCGAACUUACCACACCGCUCUUCAGAAGAUUGAUAUAUCAGGAUAUGACACCGCUCAGCAAGGUAUGGUAUAGUGUAUCAUGUGCACAAUCUCUUAACUUGAUGAUUUUAUCACAAUGAUAAAGCUAGAGGUAAAUUGUUCUGUAUACAAUUCAAUCAGUGCGGCAAUUUUCGUAGGCUUUGUGACAAUAGGCAUUGUUUGGCAGUAACCUCGUUUCAGUGUCAACUUAGGGGAGGGGCAUUUGCAGAACGAGGCAAGUUUUGAUGUAACACCUGGUAACACAUAUCGAACAAGACUUGGCUUCUUGGGCCGUGUGAUUUCUUCGUAGCUAAACAGGCUUGUUCGAAUCUCUUUUUGGUUGAAGGUGGCAUAGUCAGGAAAGCUUGUUUAUUUUCCCUUUCUAUUUCCCCACCUUUCAAAGCUGAAUCUGGAGGAGAGGCGAUAGGCAGGCUAUGAAUAUGUUUGACAUUCAUUGACACUAAAUUUUUCUAUUUAUUUACUCUCUUCCGUACUUUACAGGAAGUCGAGAAAACUCAGAUGGCCCCAGUUGUCAUCAUGGUAACAUUCUUGCAUACAUUCCUUUAAUUUGUAAUUCAACUUCUACUCUUUUCAUAAGUGAACUUUAAAAUAACAAAGGCGUUUCUCGGAGUUGAUGACCAAAAGAUAAAAAAUAAACUAUCAUUUAGAUUAAUACGAUUGUUUUAUACUGGAUUCUCUGCAGUCUCGGAAAACCAAAAUAAAAGUGAUUAGAAGGGCUAAUCAGGUGAACCUUGAACGGUUAAUUAGAAUCAUAACAAAUUGCCGUAAAUACCUGCAUUAUAAUCAACGCCAUGCAUUGUAAAACAUAGGUGUGAUGAUAUAAGGUCGUCUAAGAUUGGUGCUCUUGAAUACAGAUCUACUACGCUUGUUUCUAGUUUAGGAGGAUUGAAUACCCAAUGCAGUUUCUCCUUUGAAGAAUUUUGCGACUAAAAAUCGGAAUGCGUUCCUUCAUGUACACAUAAAUGCUCUAGGUGAAAAAUGGGGAACCGAAAAAACGAAAAACCGACCUAGCCAAAACGUCGCCUUCUUCCACUUUUUAAUGAAUCCAAGAGAGUCAGAGCCAAGGUGAACACUUUGGGUAAAAAUUUAAGACCGUUCAACUUAGCAAAAGUUUUAAUCACUGUCAUUUGUUUUGGCACAAUUAAGGCCAAGCACGUUUGAGAGCUGUAAAGAAAGACGGUCCAAAUAAGGUCAGUAACCUUUCCGUGUACUAUGACAAGUCGCUAGGUUGUGACUAUUGUUGCCCGGCUCACUUAAUCGGAACUGACCAAUCCGAUCACAGAAUACAAUCUUUUAAUUUCAUCUAAAGUCCUUAGCAAUGAGUGGUACAGAGGUUCAUAGGACUAGUUUCUCAUGAUAUGAUUGGUUAAUUUUGUAUAGGUGACCACUAUUACAGACAUUGUGCCAAAAUUCCCGCCUGUUUCUUCCCAGCCUUCUUUUUUUUUCCAUGCUUGAGUUCUAUCUAGCUUUCAUCCGCGGUUUUUUUGAACCGUCGCUCUUCUUUAGUCCUUGGUCUAGAGAAUUUAUUUGUUUGGCCGAUCCUGGAUAUAGACGUGGUAUCAUAGUCUACAUCUGUCUUUCUUCCCAAUUUUUUUCUCUUUAAUCCUUGGUCGAGGGAAUUUUGGAUAUUGUUACAUGCAGGUUGUCACUUCUAUUGUUUUCAUAUACUUUUUACGCAGGGGCGUCUAUUUUACACCUGCCCAGGAACAGGGCAAGCACAGUGCAAGGUGAAAAAAUAAUCAAUUUACCAAAGUUGUGUUGUUCUUCGCAGCCGGGAUGUCACGUGACUCGCAAUGUGUGAAAUCGCGAGGAGUGUCAGCUGAAAAUUACUCCAAUCAGAAUAUGCUUUGGCAGGACAGAGUUUCUAAAAUGGACUCUUUUUGAUAUAAGACAGAAGUAAAUUAAUUCUUCUUGCAUCCCUGCAAGCUUUCAGAAAUAUCCUUAGACCAGAUAAUACCUCUUGGAUAACUGUCGGUCUGAUAUUAUUUAUAGUGGAUGAUUAACAACGUUCAACAACGGGAUACGAGUGUGAAGUGCCCAGAAUGAGUGCAAGUUAUGAGGCAAAACAUAAUUGAUACCAGGUUUAUUUUCAGGAAAUGAAGGCUCAUGUGCCUUUAAGUUUCACUUUUUUCCACCAUUACAUUCAUGCGACGUUUCGUGCAAGUGAGGCAAAUUGGGAAGCCGUUGCUUUACGUUUGCAAGGAUCUCAAUAAUAACUAAACUCAGGGCAGGUAGUUUGGUGCACACGUUAACAAGGGGGCUGUAGGAGGACGAGGUGUGUUUGUGUUGGGGGAAAUAUUAUGUGCGCUUAUCAUUUUAAAAUUUUUCAGUUUUUUAAGUGGGCCGACGAAUACCAAUCCAGCAAGUCAGCAUCAGAGGGAACGGACCGAAGGUCUUCAAAUAAGAUCAUACUGUCAUCCGCUGACAGCUUAAUGUCUUUCUUCAGAAGUCAUGUAAGUCAGCCAAAUUCAUCAACAAAGAGAAAUAGACUUGAACUGUUAUUAUUACUAGAAUGAAGAAGACUAGGACACACACAAAAAGUAAAGAAUCAUAGUACUAAUGACAAAAAUUCACAAGUACAACACGAUUGUAAUUUUAAGUUAAGCUAUAUAUAUUUUACUUAAUGAUCUGUUUCUUCCUUAGAAUGUUUCGUUUUAUGGUGAGUGCCAUCUAUUAAGGAAACAAUCAGAUGCUGGGAAAGGAAGAUUUGGCGCAGCAAAGGCUAAGGUAACGCCCUAACGUAACACACCCGUCAGCGUUAUUGGCUUAGUGAAAAUUAAGUGAGGAAAAAUUGUAUAGUGUGUCUACAUUGUGUCCUUUUUGAUAUUUUCUAGAAAUGGGGAAGGCUAAAAUGCGAUGAAGCUACUGCUGGGAAGAAAAAGCUCUAUCUGGAACUCUCGCGAAAAGAUCAUUCUUCUACUUAUUCAAAAGGUGAGCUUACUUACUAACAACCCUCACUCUGCAUGUUUGGGCGCCAGCCGUUAGUUUCAAGGAAGCUGUUAUUUAAGCUGCAACCACAAAAACGAAAAAAACAAAACCCAACGUAACCUGCGUGAAGGGUUCACAGCCGCCUGUAACCACGUUGAGAGUAGUUUAGAUUUUCCAUCCGAUUGUUUUAUUUCUUUGGACAAUCGUAUAGCUGGAAGUUUUAAGGGCAUACCGAUGCGAUUGCCUCUAGAUUUUAAAAAUGAUUUCUUAAUUUAUACUCUCUUGUUAAAAUAAUAUGGUCAAUUUUCCUUGCAGAUGACAUCUGGAUCAUUUCAAAGACUUUGUCUUUUAAUCCAGAUUCGACAUUUAUAGCGAGCAGUGUUUAUUAUGGACCAUCGUCCGGCGGAGAGCUAGAAUUAUCACCAAUCAGGUCAGUGGCAAUUAAACUGCUUGUCGUUCGCUCGCCUCCAUUGUAGGAAGGCCUGUAACAGUUCAUAACACUGCUUACAUACAGUUUCACAUUAAAAAAGUCACCACGUUUUGUUUUUGCACUUAUAGAUUGACUUAUUGAUUGUGUGUGGCAAACAUUCGUAUGUUCACUAUACUAAUUAGAAAUUUAUUUAGCGUUUUAUUUUUUUAAGCGUCUCUGUUGACUUGAAUCUUGCUUUUCGGUGUUCCUAAAACGCGCAUGCUGUAAGAUAACUUUGUUAUUUUCGUUUCAGUGGAUAUUCUCCCUCAAACUGGCAAAGUGGAGGUCAGUUUUUUUGCGUUUUUGUUUGUUUGUAUGUUUUGUGCAAAAUAGUUAUAGUUAGCUGCAAACUAACAAAACAAAGGUUAUUUGGAAGGGAGUAAACUAAAGAUAUCGGGGUGUCGUUCAAAAGUGUCUAGACGGAUAAAAUAGUUUAUGGCGGAUUGUGUUAUAAUAAUAAUAAUAAUAAUAAUAAUAAUAAUUAUAAUAGUAAUAAUUAUUAUUAUUAUUAUAAAAUGAUAAUAGUAAUAAUAUUUAUACAGGAUAACCUCGUCAGUGCAAUAAGCAGUGGUUUCAAAGGAGGUCCUGUCAAUCAUUUAUGAUUUAGUUUUAAGAAUUAUUACUUCAAAUCGCGUUAUGUCAAAGAGGUCUCUUAAAGAGAAAAGCACAUCCCUGCUUGUGUCUUAAAAGCAGGGAGGCGAUGUUCGACAUGUUUAAUAUAAAUGGAUCUUUUCCCUGAACAGAGACCGUUCAUGCCUUGAUGGCCUGCAAUGCUGGUACAGAACUGACUUGUAUUAGUAACAUUGACGAACAUGUUAAGAUGCAGAACGUGCCAGUGUUACCGUACCUUCUGCAAAGGUAGGAACUCGUUACUAGUGUCCGCUUUCUUCAAUGAAAAGAUCCUAUUUGUUUGGAAAUGUGAUAAUAUAUAAUCUCAUGAACAAAUAGAUUCGAUGUUACUCUGGUUCUAUUGAGUAGUAGAUUACAGAUGACGUCAAAAUGUGGUAAGAAGUGAAAAAGUGGCACUUGAGGCGAAGCCGAGAAUGUUACGAGAAUAUUAUUAUAUAUUAUUACUAAAGAUACGUUAGGUCUGUCUAAGCUAGUUUAUUCUUUUACUAUAAUUGUUAAAGAAGCUCCGUCACAGGUCAUAUAACGUGAAAGAUUUACCCUAAAUUUUUUAAUGUGGUCAUUAUUCUUUACCCGAGUGUUCUACUCAUUUCGGCGUUUUUCUAUCGUACUAAACUAAGGGGUUUUCCCCUUGAAAGGUUGAGGUGUUUCUUUUUUUUCUUGUUGUAGAAACUUCAUCAGAGUACGCGACGUAGAAUCUCUCCUUUGUGACGAGAUAUCCAAACUUCGGUCACGGUUUUGAUUAAUUGAAUUCUUCUAACCAAGCGAAAUUAUUUUUAUUCAAGAGGGUGAAUCAAGGCACGAAUUUGUUAACCGCGCGAAUCACCUAUGAUGUAGACAAGUAAAGAUCUCGCGAUAAACACAAAACUUUACACGAUGGAAUUGGUUGGCAAUUUUUUUCCUAAACCCUUGGUAUUUAAUUUUGUUUGAGCUGGCAAUUUGGGUUCUCGCAUUAAACGAAAAUGACGACCCCUUCGUCCAGGUACUUUAUUUCUGUCUUAGAAAGAAAAAGAGAGGGCUCACAUACAUAUUGACUUUAUGCUUUUCUAUCAGAGGACUGACGGGGCAACAAAGCAUCAGAUGCGCAUCAAGAGCAGCUUCUUUCGUUCCGCCAAUUCGUACAGGUUCCAGUGGUCCACUCAACCUUCCUCGUGAAGUAACGGUAGGCUAACGUUGUCUCCUUGUGACAGAUUUAUUUUGCUUCUAAUCCUGAUGCCUUGAGGACUCUGCGCUAGAAAUGUAAAGCUCAACAUUAAUUUGGGUGUCUGGAGAGGCUGCGGGAACGAGACUGCCAACGGCUCAAGUAAAAUAGAAAUCAGUGUUAAAACUUCUCAGUCAGUUGUCCUCCCCCCUCCCCCUCUCCGUCCCCUUCCCCCUUCCCCCUUCCCCCUUGUCCCCCGUCCCCUCUCCCCUCUCCUGCUUCUUUAAAUUGGCCUCUUUCUCGUUAUUUUCUCUUGAAGUCUUGGUUAGUUAUGGAAACGACAAUUUUUUAAAACCCCGCUGAAGUGAAGUAGGUGAAUACGAAAUGAAGAUCUUUUUACGUUAAUUGUAACUGUCUUGAACGACUGAGAGAGACUGCAAAAAAUUUUGGAGGCUGCAAAGUUAAUAUUUCGAAAAUUCUAUCCAUCACACUCAAUUCUUCCACGCCCAAAGGCAGAAAAUAGUUAAAUAAAACACAAACCAACAUACAAACUAAAUGUAGAUAAUACCAACACUUAGCACUUAUGGAUUUAUGUGGACGUUGUAACAACAAUUUUAUUUUUGCUUCAGGAAAGCAUUGCUGAAGAAAUGAUAGCUCGUUUUGGCUUGAACAAGGUUUGUUGUAAAUAUUAAUAUACAGUUGAGUUCCUUAGUAUUUGUAGUAACUCUUGCGAGUAAGUUAACAUUUGUGUAAUUAUCCUUCUGCAGGAUCAAGCCGCCGCUCUGCUGUCCUGUGCACUUAUGUUCUCAUCGGAAUCGGAAAGGUCUUCAGCACCAGUCUGUUUGAUACAUGGUAAGAUUCUGUAUUCAAAAACUAGAGAACACUACUUUAGCAAAAAGUAAAAUCAAUUUUUAAUAACAAACAGAGCUUAUGAGAUCAUCUAUCGAUUAGUAUAUUUCCGAGGUAUUACGCAUAUGCUGACUAUUUUUCGCAAAUAGUUAUUUUCAGGUCACGUGAUGGUUUCUUAGCCAAUGAAAAUAAGCCAAAAAAUAAUCGAAUGAUGACCAUAUUUAAGUUUAGUUAUUGACAUCGAUCAUGCUUGUUUUACAGUAUAAUUAUGGUACCGAAACAAGAUAGUGAAGGUUUGUUUGUGUUAAAACGGCGGUCUCUUCUUUCUCUUAGGUGUUUUUGGAGCGGGAAAAAGUUUUCUGCUUGCAGUCGUGGUUCUCUACCUGGUGGAAUUGUUCAAAGCCAACGAUUCUUUCAAUCAACAAAGGUAACAUCACCUUUGUGUCAGUUCAAACUUCUAUAUGCUUUAAAUGUCAAAUAUACCAACUAACCUGACUUAAAGUAAGACCAAGGGUUAUCUCCCGGAGAUUUCCUUGAAGUUUGCUACUUAUUCGUGUACCCUCCAAUUUAUAAUCUCACCGACACUUUCGUAUCUAUACUUAUGUUUUUCAUUUUUGCUUCCCAGUGACAACGUGUCUUCAUGGAAGAUUUUGGUAUCCUCCACAACAAAUGUAGCGGUGGAUCGCAUCUUGUUAGGGUAAAAUCUGAUGAUUAAAAAAUCGGAUUAGUGUUAGUAUCUGAGCAACUUCACACCCACCCCUCUCCUAACCUAACAACAGUCGACUGAUAAAAAGUUAGGGGAGGGGUAGGUGGGUAGUUGCUCGCAUACUGACAUUGCUCCAGAAAAAAGAUUAUAAUCUAAAAUAAGCUGAUUGACAGAUUUUCCUCAUCGUCAUUUUUUUUGUUUGUUUUCACGCUGAGAUUACCGGAAUGGUGAUGGCUUCAGAAAUCUUUAUUUAUUCCCUUUUAGAUUGCUUGACCUUGGCUUUGAAGAAUUCGUUCGUGUGGGAAGCAUUAGAAAGAUCGCUAAGCCAGUGUUGCCGUACAGUGUGCAUAGUACAGGAAGUGAUAGCCAAGAGUUAAAAGAACUACAGUCACUUCUGAAGACUGAGCUUACCCCGUCGGAGAGAACGUAAGCACAUGUUAUUGCAUAGAGAAUGAAAUAUAACCGAAACCUACGUUCACUUCUGUAGAGUGCUUUAUUUGACUUUCUCUCGGUCAUUGUUUUCAAGAGGAACAGGUUACUGAACCGCCUUCUUGUUUGACUUUGUUGUGACAUUUUUCUCAAUGUGUGUAAGUUGUGGAUGUUUUCUUAUUUUAGCCACGUGAGGAAAGGUAUUGAACAACACAAGCUGGGAGAAAAUAAACGAGUGAGUAGAAAAGUAAACAGGCAAACGAACAAACGAACCACCGAACAAAAAAAUUGUUUCUGUUUUUCUCUAUCACGGGAAAGAAAAAUGGUGUUUGCUGUUUGUCCGUAUUUUGACAUGUUUUUUGCUAAGGUUGGUUUGCAGCUUUUAAAUCUCAGUAACAGUUUUAUACUCUCUCAAUCGAGAAAACAGCAGUAGAUGAAUUUUACGGUAGGUAAUGAGUUUAAGUGCAGUCCUUUCUUGGGUAAUUCUCAAUGUCCAUAAAUUUCUAAUUUUUUUAAUUGUAAAAUGAAUGGCAUGACGUUUUUUAUCUUCCAAUUUUUGUUCAGAAUUAUGAAAGAAAACUUCGGCCGUCGCCUUUUCUUAUUUGCUCAGUCUGUUGUUUUACCUGUAAAACGUCAACAAGAUAAUUUACCGCUCACUCAUGCUCCACCUGCAAUGUCAACGCACUUGUCUCGACGCUUAGUAGGUUAGGCAGUUAAGAAAAUCUCCAACAGUUAACAAUUUCUGUACAUUUAAAACCGAUAGUAAUCAUUACCAAAUGGUAAUUGAUUUUUAUGGGCUUAGGGGUCGUUUUUCCUUUCUUUUUUCCGUCUGGUCGAGACAGCCUGUUAACCUUUAUUUUCCCAGAAACCAUUUGGAUGGAAAGUUUUAAAUCAGUUGUAUUUGUUUAUUUUGACAUGAAGUGCUAGAGUACAGUUUCGAGUUAAAACAAACUUUUACAUUAUCAAAUUGAGGAUUUGUGGUACUUGGUUACAGACUUCUUGCACGAAAUAAAGAGAAAAUUUAUUCUUGCCCCGCACAGUUCAUGACUCAGUACGAAUAAAUUCACUCAGUUUUCCUACCACAAACACACAGCAAUGUGAAGGUGAAAAAACUAUCUUUUCAUUAAAGAGCGGAGAUUAUGCUUGAAUAUUUGCAAGGCUGACUUGCCGGCUGUUUUCCGCGCUAACUCUAACGCGAAGUCCAAACAAGCACGGGAGAGACAUUUUAAAGCCGUUUCUGUAAUUAGAACUUUGAAAUGCGUACAACACAGGAUUCAGGGAAGAGCUCAGGUACAUUAGAAGCUUGACAACCUCGAAGCCGUUCGAAAGUGCGUUUUUUCCGUCAUCACUGAGCUUAUCCGCGUAAUUCGACGCUAGAAUCAUCAUGUACAAACCAAACGGGAGAAAACAUGUAUAAAACACAACUGUUACUAUGAUCAGAAGUUUCACGAUCUUCCUCUUUGAUUGGAGAUCUCUGGGAUCAAAGGUCCUUGCGCUGUUCUCAUUGUUAAAAUGAAGUGCGUUGAUGACUAACGCGUAGCAAAAACUGAUGAUAAUGAUUGGGAAAAAAAUGUUCACCGUGAUAAUAACGACCACGGCGUCUCGCAUGGAACGGGCCGUGUCGUUGCUCGUCCACGGACUUUCACAACUGCAUGUGACUUCAUUAAACGUCGUUUCAAUGAACGCUGGGAUCUGUGCGACGCUCGCCGCUACCCAUGUUGCUGCUAAUGCGUAGACCACGUUAUUUUCAUUUAUCCAUGGCGGUUGAAAUGGCUUGACGAGCGAAUGAUAGCGCUCGAUUGCCAACAAACUCAACGUAUACACGGAUACCGCCAAAGUAAUAGCCGCCAUGUUGCUAGCGGUCACAAACUUGCACAACCACUUCCCCAUUUCUUCCGAAGGGUGUGCGUCCACGAUAUCGAAAUAACGCUUUGGAAGAGACCAGAUUAGUGAGAGAAUAUCAGACACUGCUAUAUUGACCAACAUAAUGUUCGUAGUGGUUCGCAUGUGACGGUUCUGUCGGACGACAUUGAUCACCAAAGCAUUCCCAGUGAUUCCCAGUAUUGCUAUAACGCUAUAGAAGACAGCCAAAGCUACCUCUACUUCUUUAUCAUUUCCGAGAAAACAGAAGCGAGGUUCUACGGUGGAGUUGGAGUUAUCAGCCAUGGGGUCAAACUUCACAACACACUUGAGGCUUCGUUGAAUUUGAAUAAAGCUGUGUAAGUAACAAAGAUGACCUACAUCUUUUUCUGUUUACACUUCGAAGACGCAUUUAACUUAAACUAAAGUUUGAUUUGUUUGAUUAAACAAAAUUUUCCUGGCCAUGUUUUGAACGUUUUAGCUUAGGUUAGCUUGUCAAUACUUUGAAGGGAAGCUAGUUAAAAACUGCUCUAACCAACAAAAUCAUGCAUUUUAGAUUGAAUUUUUUUUUAAAUCAAAACGUAAUAAUUGCCAAAAAUAUGAUUUGUUGUUUCUGAUUACUUCACUUAUCACCGACGCUUAAACAUACAUAUGUAUUAUGCUUCAAAGUUAAGAAGAUUAGAAAUACAAUUGCAUGAUUUAACUCAAAUAAAUUUGGAAAGUUGAUUUGUUUUUCGACUUUUGUUUUUCUUCAUAUUUGUACUUUAUGAAGACUUUUACAAUCUUUGUUGUGAAGUCCUUACCUAUAUUCCUCUAAUAUUCUAUCUAAGAGGGUCUUAAAAGCUGAUAGUUGUAUGUUUUCCCCGUCCCUUUCGCGUCUGCUCUCUUUCCGCAUAUUGUGCAAUAAAAUAAAAAUUAUCUGAUUACAUCUGAGUACAAUCGAUUUACUUUCGCCUGAACUGCUUCCUGACUUCAUUCAUAUUAUUCUCAUGAAUUUGAAUAUAGAUCGCACGAUAACUGGGAUUAUUGCUCCCUUUGUUUAUUCACCUUUGUGUUGAGAGUACUCUGUGAAACGGCGGAAUAUUUUUUCCCUUAAUUCAGCUGUAAGGCAACAGCAAACCGAGAAGCCAACUUACCUAUCUCUUUCUUUCCUACAUGAAGUGAUCUGGUGUAUUCCUUCUGAGCUUCAUGUAGAGCUAAUCCGUCCUACACCGUGGAGGGUAGCCAAGAGUGUGAUUCUGAUCCCGUUUCACGUACGAAUUCUAGAACAAUUCACGCGUCACGUGUACUGAAAAUAAUUUUCCACGGGUCACGAAUUCUAAAGUAGACUUUCAAAUCUUAUCGUACCUCGCCUUUCUGUAAAAUUCACGCGUCACGUGUUAAUUUUUUGAGUUCGAUCACGCGCUACGAAUUUAUUUUGUGUUUAAUCACGCGUCACGCGCCUCUCUCACCGCAGGCAAUUCACUUUCAUCACUGUCUCUCUGGUUCCCAAGAAAUUUUUGAUAAUCAAACAUAAUUCUGGGUGAGAGGGAGCAAUUUUAGACCACCCACUUACGUUAAAUAUAAGCUGCAAUAUUCGAUCGGAAAGCAGAAUAGACAGCAAAAACAAAACUAAAACAUUAGUCUUUGUUCUUCACAACUAGAUUCGAUCUGAUGCGCAGCAUAGUGGAAGGCUCAGUGUAUCGUCAUUAUUCCUGGAAUUGAAUAAAACUAAACUGAUGUUAUAUGCUACACUUCAUGUCAUUUAACAAUUAUUCCUUGAGCACGCAUUGGAUAUGAAAUCAUAUGGUAAGUGCCAACGAGGCGCAGACCGCCGAGUUGGCUAUUGCCAAUCUUGUAUCUAACAAUUGCAAAUGGAAAAUAUUUUGUAUCAAAUUUUACUGAGUCCUGAACGUUUGGAUAUUUAAAACCUUUUUUUCAACUUCGCAACACUGGGCGCAAUGCAUUUCUAUAUAAGGUGACUCAGUAAAUGAGCCGGUAACAGGAGUUGUGUGGACCAAUGAGAACAUCAGGAAUGCAAUAUUCAGAGUUGAAAAUUUAAGAAAUUUACAUUAUUACAAUUUUCCUUUUUUUUUUUUUUUCUUCAUAGAAAUUAUCUCAGGUGCCAGUGGUCGGAGUAACCUGCGCCGCCUGUGUGUUUCCUUGUUUAAACAAGUUAAAGUUUCCGGUAAAGUUAAUAGUACAUUGGUUUUAAACAGUGUUUUUGAGUGAUUAUUCACAUCUGGCCAUACUGACUUGCUAUAAUUGUCUCCGCGCGUUCCCUAAAAGAGUAGCUUUUGGUUCUUUUCAAGCUAUCGGUGAUUUGUAAUUUUAUUUCCUUUCAUUUCAAACUCAUUAAAAACCAAUACCUUACGAUAUCUUGAAGCAAUCAUAUUACCAUUUAGCUUGUUUCUUUUCCGUUGCUUUUUAUUUGUAUGAAGACAUUUUUCACAGUCGGGCGUAUCGAAGACCGUCCAAUCAUCUAAAAUGUGCGUAUUUUUCUGUCUAAUUAGGUUUUGCUUCUGGACGAGUGCAGUCAGAUGACAGAGCCGGCGUCUCUUCUCCCAAUGGCUAGGUACGUGUCCCUUUGCUCGACUUUACGCCCUGAAAUACAUCAUUAUUUUUCUCCAUCCAAGAGAUUACUUUGUAUUUUAGGUCUGUCCAUCUCUCUUUGGUGUUUUUCCGCCUCAGAAAGGUUUAAUUUGUAGUUUUAAUUUAGUUUGUAACACUUCUCUUUGCAUGAAACGUAUUUCUGCUCGUUGACGAUUAACAUAUGAACGUGCAUAAGUGCUAAAGCGCAAAAGAAUCAUGAUCGCCAAGAGCAAAUUUGUAGUAACAUCGGCGAUCAACUGGUUGCAUUUUCGGACUUGACUUAGCUUUAGUUCCUCAGGCUGGUAAACGGAAUGCGUCAGCACGAAUCCUACCACGUUGAUGAAAUUCAUGGUAUAUAGAGAUCAAAGAACAAUUCACAAGACGCUAAACAACCUUUUAAUGUACGAAAUAUACCUUCCAAAAACCAAGAACAACAACAACACACAAAGUAAACAAAAACACAUUGCACAAACGUACGAUUUAUUGGUACCAUUUUCUUACAGAUUUGAAUGCCAAAAGCUUGUCCUGGUCGGAGACCCAAAAGUAAGUGCUUUUUUAAGGGUUAUCCUUCUGCCUGGCCAUCCCUUUUUAUUGAAUUUCAGUUCUAAACACUUGAAUUGCUUUCCUCUUUUUCGUCUUUGUUUCCCCUUCUUGUAGCAACUUAGUCCAACGAUUCAGGGUUCCGAGCCUGACCAUGAGGUUGGACUUGAACAAACUUUGUUUGAUCGACUGAUCAAGAUGGUAAGUUCAUUCUAAGUGUUUUAUCAAGCUUAGGUGGAUUUUCGACCCUUUUCAACGGACUUACAUCGAUUAACUCCUAGGUUGCAUCGAUUAAUUCUUAGGUUACAUCGACUGAUCCAAGAUACUAUAGUGUCCGGAAUCGGACGCCAAAGUUCAAAAUCGGACACUAAUCUCUCAAAUCGGAAACUGAUGUCCAAAAUCGGAGGACAGUGGAGUCCAAAAUCGGAUGCGAGUGUCUGAACUUGGACACUAGUUUCUAAAAUCAGACACUGUUGUCCAAAAUUGGACUCUGCUGUCUAAAAUGUGACACUAGUGUCUAAAUGCGACACCAUUGUCUAAAAUCGGACAUUAAUGUUUUAUGACUCUAAAUGUGUGAAAGAAGCAUGAAGUUUAAGUACAGUUUACCAUUUUGACGUUGCAAACAAGGAUAAUUUUUAAGUCACUUUUGUGAUUAUUAAUUUUUUCAUUGGUCUUGUGUUUUUGUGCUUCUUUGUUGGGCCCAAGUUUAGAUUUCUUCACUGUGCACGUCUAGUAUUUUCAAUUAUUUUGUUGGUUUUUUUGUUUAUUUAUCUUUUAAUUUAUCUUUUAAUUCGUCCAUUUCCAGGGUUAUGAGCCUACUCUGCUGAGAACACAGGUAAGAUACCGCACCAUUUCAUCCUUUAACUCGCAGAAACGAUUAACAUGUAACUUCUCCCUAUAAUAUCCAUAAAUUAUCCAGCAAAGAUAUAAUGGGAAUACUCAGACCUAUGAGGAAGAAGUUGUUAUAUUGAUGUAGCACCAAAUUCUCCCAACUAAUCAACAAGGAAAUGUGUAGCAGCUACAGGGGAGAAUUAACAUUCCAAUCAAGGGAGGUAAAGGAUGAAAUGAGCUGUAAAAGUCAAUUCCCUUCGAAGGCGCUGAUCCAACCAUAUCGAUUUGUAGAUGUGUGAAUUGCUUAGUCAUCGAAAAAUAACAAAGUAGUCAAAUUGAUGUGUCGAAUGGACCAAAAAAAGCCGUUGAUUUUUACUCUUCUGCUGUUCUUUUUAGUACCGUUGUCAUCCAACGAUCAGUGCGAUAUCCAACACGUGAGUACAAAUUGAUUUCAUGUUUGCUUCUUUUUUUUCGUGUUUUUAAACCGUAAAAGUGAUCUGAGCUUUGAACUGCCGGUUUGUUUACACUGCUCACAUAACUUCCUUGUGUUUUCUGCUGAACAUCGCUUGAAGAGCCUGUAAGUCGGAAAAAGCCUCGACUAGCUUGACAGAUUCUUAGAAUUUACAUGCACGUAAUUGCACCAGUGGCACUUGCGUUAAAAUCAGUUUUGAUUGUGAAAUGCAACGGUGAACAAUACUUGCUUUUUCUUCUGCAGAUUGUUUUAUGGGAAGAAGCUUCUCGACGGGGUAACAUCUGAAGAUCGUUCCCCAAUAGUGGUAAGUUUCCAUAAGUUCUGUGCUAGUUAGGCCAAAUGAUCCACCCGGGUAAAAGCUGUACUGACUUUAAUCCUUUAUUAGUUCAGCUUGAAAAAAUGUAUGGGUUUUUCCGAUUUGUCGAAACUUAAUAGGAACGACAAUUUUCACGUUCUUGCGCAAUGGCUGAAAGCCAAAUGGCAAAAAUGCCAUUCUCUCUCCUCUCUCCGUUCAAAUUCUAGCCUCUUGCUGCAUGACGUUAAUAAAGAUACCUGUUUAUGAUUGUUGUAUGUGUUUCAAACAGGAAAUUGUUCCAACCCUUUGCUUCUAUAACGUGGCAAGAGGAAAAGAGAAAUGUGGACGAGAUGGAAGUUACUACAACGACGAAGAGGUACAAGAGUCUUGCUUUAUCAUUUUUCACUUUGCUGAGAUUGUUAUAUGUGUUUCUCUUUUAAGCCCCUGUUCUUUGAAUGUUGCUGAUGGACUCCAAAGAUCGUUCGUUGCUUUGUUGUAUGUCCCCCGCCUCUCGAACAUACUUGAGUCUGCUUGUUCGUUUUUAACUGUUUUUUUUAUUUUAUGGCUAGCUUUUGUUGUUGUUGUUUUUUUUUCUUUUCCAUGAGUUUUUCAUUCUUCAUUUUAUAUAUCAUUUGAUCUAUGAAUGCUUAUAUAAUAAGCUCAGUUAUGCACGCAUUCUGAUUGGUUCUCACUUAUGAUCUAUUGGAGGACAGACGUAUAGAUGACGUCAUCAUUAAAACUUUUUUUAAUUCUUAAAGGCUGCACCUCGUGUGCCACUUUUUUGUUCUUACCACAUUUUGAUGUCCUCUGUGAUCUUUUACUGAACAGACGCACGGCAACUUGGAAUCUAUUUGUUUAUUUUAUUACACUGAAUUUUGUUCAUUGGUUGUAGGCGAAAUUUGUUGUCUUUCUUAUUGAACGCCUCCUGGAGUCUGGUGUGGAACCAGUACAAAUAGGUAUGUGAUGAAUAUUUUUAAAACUAUCUGUAAUGCAGUGCUUCCACCAACCUGUUUGGCUCAUAACUUAGUGGAUGUUUGUGAUCAUUGAUGAUAUCAUACCAAUGUAUUUACAACACUUCUUGUGUCAGCAAAGUUCCUAACCCUUUUUAAAAAUGUAGGUUACUACUCACAUAUUGCCAGAAGGUUAAUCGCAGGUGCAGAGUGAUAUUUAACAGGUUCUUGUGACUUUUUAGAUUUACUUUCAUGACUAUCGUACCUUCCUCCUCCUACCGAUUGAUGUACGAGUUCCUUCCUUUUCCUGCAUUGCCGCACCUUGGUAGUUGUUAGUUACGAAUGGAAUUUUCUCUGUGCAUCUUGAAACUCGUUAUUCUUGCAUUCCUUUAUUUCAGGAGUAAUAACGUUGUACAAGUCCCAACUGAACACAAUAUCAAACCAUUUGACAGCUUCCAGGUUUGUUUGUUCUCUCGUAACAAGGAAUCGGAAUUCCUCAGUACUUGUAAAGUUGUUGGAAACUUUUCUAUUACAGAGGUCUUGAAGACGCACUUUUGAACAGCCACGUAAGGCAUAAACGCCGCUUUUAGACUCAAUUACUCUUGAUUUCAACGACGAAAACUCGACGUUUGGUACAGAUUAACGUGUAUUAUUGAACUUGAACAAAUGUUUCAAAGUUAACUGCUUGUUUCUUUAUGAGUUGUUGUUUGUUUUCUGUUUGUUUGUUUAGCGUUAAUUGUAACCACUAGCUUGCUCUUAUUUUGUCUUAAAUUCAGGGCCACUUCCCACGCCGAACUCAAAUCUAUUCAGGUGAGGGAAUUUCGUUUAGCGAAGUAGUGUGUCACUCUUACCUGUAAUUGGACCACACUUAGUUUGUUCGGGAAAACUGUUGUGACUCCUUUGGUUGCUUGUGUUUUUGUUUCGUUUGCUUCUGUCCGUUUAUCUUUUCUUUUAUAAUUUUUUCUACUUUGUUUCUAAGCAGAUAUCAACAGUCGACGCAUUCCAGGGCGGUGAAAAGGACUUGAUCAUUUUGUCGUGCGUGCGCACGGAUCACAUUGGGUUCAUUGAUUGUGACAGGUGAGAUUCUUCUUACUUUUUAUCACCUCACAUGCUCUCGGUUGUGUCUUUUAGCUCGGUCAAUAAUGCUGCGCUGCGCUAUGUUUAUUAUACACACCAAGGUGUGAAGAAGCAAAAUGCACUUCAGUGACGAUAGCAACAUGGUACUGCAGAGCAUUGCCUACGUAUGUAUAGGCCAUUGUAUAUGUUUCAUACAUGUGAGGUGCCUCUCCUUUGCGAUGCAUUUUUGAGAUUACGAUCAGUCUGUUAACCUUUUAACCUCCUAGAGUGACUGGCAUCUAAUUUCUCCUUACAAUAUCACCCCUAAAUCAAACAUUUAGGUCAGGAGAAUAAAGGAACUGAUCACCUACGAAAAUAGCUCUUGACUGUUAGACGAAUUCUCCUAGACAGCACCAUAGGAAAUGUUUAAAGAACAGUAUAGAGAAUAUGCAUACUGAUGUUUGGGUGUAAAAGGCUAAAGAGUUUUCGUAAGUUACGCAAGUUUUCAUACCAACACGAGCGUUGUUUCUCUGAGAGCGUGGGGAGGAAAAUGUAUUUCGACAGCUUAGGCUGCCGUGAACUGUUCUCAACAACAGAAACAAUAGGAUGACCUCGGUGGUGUAAUCACAUAGUGUAAUCAUUUUGAUAAUUGCUUUCGGGAGGGCAUUGUAACAGGAGCCUAAAAAGAGAGCGAUGAGACAGUUAAUACUUGUAUGAUUCAUCUUCUAGCCUAUUUCCCUUUUGUUGGUUUCUGAUAUUUAAUUUUUUGUUUCUUUUAUCUAAUGAUUUCCUGUGUUUCCCUCUCAGACGUACUAAUGUUGCAUUAACGAGAGCUAAGAGGUUGGUAAUUAUAAUUUUGCUUUGAGAUUCAGCAUGCAGUGUUUAUCGUUGAAUGGCACAUAUCAAUCUUAAACCCAUAGUCUAAGGAUUACAUUCCCGGCUAAGUGGAAUAUGAUAUCAAUAACUGUAAACGAUUUUUUAGUUUUAAUUAUCAUUUUCCUUUUUUCAGGCAUCUCCUUAUCGUCGGUAAUCUUAAGAUGCUGUCCUGUAACAACGUUUGGGGAAAAGUUAUAGAGCACUGUCGUGGUAAGAGUUGGUACAUUCUUUUAUAAUUGUUCAACUAGAUAUUCUCUUCUUCAGGGGCUUUUAGAGUAUUUUUAAUUUGUUAUUUUUCAACAUAGUUUUUAAUUUUUUUUCGUAUUCAGGAUAUCCCGGCGGAUUGUGUAACUCGCAAGAUUUCGUUGAGAAAUGGAAGAAAGAAUAUGCCAGUGAUGCCUGCCAAGGUUAGUUGUUAUAUGUGGAAGAGUGUUGCACGCAUCGGAAGAUGACCCCCCCUCCCUCUCGUGGUCAUGGUUACAAUGAUUGUCAUCAUGCUUUUCAUUAUCAGUGUUAGCACUUACCCCUCCCCUAGCCUAACAACACUCUACCCAUAGCAAGUUUAGGUUAAUGUUGGGUCAGGGGAGGGGUAGGUGCGCAGUUGUUCUGAUACUGACAUUGAUCUGCUUCUGACAUUGUCAUUGUCACUCUCAUUUUCACUGUCGUCAUGGUAACUGUCGUUGACGCUGACAUUGCCAUCGUAAUUGCUUUCGCCGUUGUCAUUGCUUUUGUCUUUGCUAUUUUCAUUGUCACAGUCGGUGCCAACGUCGUCAUUAGUAACAUUUUCGAUAUUAUAGUUAUUGCUAUUAUUUUGUCAAUGAUUAUUUGUGGUGUUGUUCUUGUUACUUUUAUGUAAAUUUAAUCAGCACAUGUAAAAUUCAGCACUUUAUAAGUAUUAACUAUUUUAUAAUCUAACUAUUGAUAUCAUGUUAAGAUUCCAGCUCAGCAGAGGUAACAAAGAAUUCUUUUCAAAGCACACAAGACAAAGAAACUACUCUUGAGGCGUUUCCGUCCAACUCUCAAAAUCCUAUCGAAUUGAAUGGAGAAGCAGAUGAGGCAACGGCCUACACUCCUGGAGAAAACACCAAUUCAGUUGAUAAAAUAACCUCUUCGCGAGCUCUGGUCCCCUGCACAUCUGUCUUGGAGGUAUCCGAUGUAGUGGACGAUGAUAACGAUGAAGAACUUCCAACGUUUGACCUCUUCUCCUCUUUAGGAAAUGAAACUGUGUAG
Pocillopora meandrina is the source of this 24232-nucleotide messenger RNA. NCBI's taxonomy places the organism in Eukaryota, Metazoa, Cnidaria, Anthozoa, Scleractinia, Pocilloporidae. The record is from the annotation of a GenBank genome assembly.